UUUCAACUGAAAAAUAAUUAAAAUGAGUGAAAAUUCAUCUGCCUCCGAGUUGGAGGUGAAACGCACUUUUCACGACGUACCGAUUCGCCCUUUUGAACCCAACGUCCACGACCUGGAUGCCGACUUUCGUUUAACACGUUUUGGCGACCUGAACGAGCGUAGCAAAAAGACGCCCAAAGAAAUGCUCAUCAAACUGAUGAUGACCAUCGCACCUCGCGAGGAGCAGGAAGCUGGAGGUGAGGUAGUGGAGCCGGUGCCGGUGCCGGCCUCGCAGCAGCAACAGCAGCCGCUGUUUUCCGGACUCGAUAUCCGUAACCAUGGCUCUGACGUUACACAAAAAAAUCAUUUGCUGGGCGACUUACAUUUGGUGCAGACCACCGACUUUGACUACCCGCUCAUUGACGAUCCCUACUUAAUGGGCAAGAUAGCGUGUGCCAAUGUGCUCGGCGAUCUGUACGCCAAGGGCGUUGUGGCCUGCGACAAUAUGCUGAUGCUGCUGGCCGUGAGCACUCUCAUGUCGGAGAAGGAGCGCGAUGCCGUAGUCCCCAUGAUGAUGCGUGGCUUUAGGGACUGCGCAGUAAAGGCCGGCGCCCAUGUUACUGGCGGCCAGACCGUGGUCAAUCGCUGGUGCAUCAUUGGCGGCGUGGCCACGUCCGUCUGCGAGAAUACCGAGGUCAUUGGGCCGGGCAACGCUGUUCCGGGCGAUGUCCUGCUGCUGACCAAGCCCCUGGGCACACACGUGGCUCUGAACGUUCACAAGUGGAUGGUUAGUGAGGACGGGAAGUGGAAGCACCUGAAGAACUCCUACGCCGAGGAGGAUAUCGCCAAGGCCCAUGACAUAGCUGUGAGAUCCAUGUGUCGCCUCAAUCGCACCGCCGCUCAACUGAUGCACAAGUAUGGCGCUCAUGGGGCCACCGUUAUAGCUGAAUACGGUCUCGUGGGUGAUGCCGAGGCCCUGGCUGCUCGCCAACAGAUGGAGGUUUCCUUUUCCAUCUACAACAUGCCAGUGAUCCAAAAAAUGGCAUCAGUAGCUUUAAGCUGCCGCGAUGUCUUCCAACUAAUGAGUGGACGGGCCCCCGAGCAUUCCGGCGGUCUUCUGAUCUGCUUGCCGCGUGAGGAGGCCACCGCAUUCUGCAAUGAAAUCAUUGAACUGGAGGGUCCCAGUGCUCGCGCCUAUAUCAUUGGCAUUGUGGAUAAGGGGGAGCGGACUGUCAAUUUAAUCAAGCCACGCGUCAUCGAUGCUAAAAUAUAAUUCAUUUUGGCCGCAAACUAAUUCUUAUGAAAAUUACCCAAUUACCUCUUUGUGUGUACCGAAAAUUGCCAUAUGGUAAAACUUCAUUUGGCGUAAUUAGAUGAAAAUAAUAAUACAUAAUAUAAUAAUAUCUCAGGUAUUCGCACUUUUUUCAAUAUCGUACGAAACUUUUAGAAGCGGCCUUUUAGUAAAUUCCAUAGAAAUCAACGGUUUUGGAUAUACAUAUGUAGCAUGAUUUGGCUACGAGAAUAAAGAAUUAUUUAUGACUACAUGACAAUUUUAUUAAGAUCCUUUUUGGAGACAUUAAAUUUUGUUUGGCAAGUUUUUACUGAUAAUUGGUCCUGCACAGUCUCAUCCUCGUUUUCCGAGCUUUCCAGCUCCAGUUCCAAAUCGGAUUAUUGGAGCGAUCAUCCGCCGAGCUGUGUCGAUUUGGACAGCGACGUCAGAUAUGAGAUAUGAUAUGAUUAAGACCAAAUUGCAGGCUUGAACUGAAGCGCGUAUUCCUUCUUAUAGCUGGCACUGAUCGCUUUUUCAGAACACCGAUUAAAGUGAGAUUUUUCACCGACGCCUCAAUAACGGCUUCUAGGUCAUGGACAGGAUUAACAUUCCGCAUGGAGAACAUCACCUCCAGUUUUAUGGUCGAAAGAGGAACGUAGUCCAACAAAUUUUGUUCCGAAAAGUAAUAAAUGGCCUGGAGAACGUGGCGGUUGACAACU
This is a messenger RNA of Drosophila miranda, 1968 nucleotides long. RefSeq names its product inactive selenide, water dikinase-like protein. Lineage: Eukaryota; Metazoa; Arthropoda; Insecta; Diptera; Drosophilidae. Gene Ontology annotation, biological process: L-selenocysteine biosynthetic process. Gene Ontology annotation, cellular component: cytoplasm. The transcript has a single exon. Bases 23 to 1252 code for a protein of 409 amino acids. Gene Ontology annotation, molecular function: ATP binding; selenide, water dikinase activity. The record is from RefSeq and is a predicted model, not a curated record.